This is a messenger RNA of Maniola jurtina (meadow brown), 1045 nucleotides long. RefSeq names its product COP9 signalosome complex subunit 7b (gene CSN7). The record is from RefSeq and is a predicted model, not a curated record. NCBI's taxonomy places the organism in Eukaryota, Metazoa, Arthropoda, Insecta, Lepidoptera, Nymphalidae. Gene Ontology annotation, biological process: COP9 signalosome assembly. The coding region runs from base 171 to 989 and encodes 272 amino acids. Gene Ontology annotation, cellular component: COP9 signalosome. The transcript has 4 exons.
CAAUCAUUGUUCAUUGUUGUCAAUUAACAAUUUAGAAAUUGUGAAUUUUUCGCUGAACAGGAAAAACAUUUUAAGUAAAUUAUUUAGGUAUUGCUUGCUUAUUAUCAAAAGAAAACUGUAUUGCAAGAAUAAAUUGUGUUCUGUAGUGUACCUAAUCGAACUUAUUUACCAUGAAUCCUAUAUCAAUGGACAGGGAUGAACCGUCAUCACUCACAUCAGUCUCAACAAAUCAUCCUUUAGAACAAUUUAUACUGUUAGCGAAAGGAGCCAAAGGUUCAGCAUGUGCAGAACUCAUCAAGCAAGUCUUAGAAGCUCCAGGGGUACAUGUAUUCGGAGAACUACUUGAAAUGCCAAAUAUAAAAGAGUUAGAAACUGGCCAGUAUGCAACACAUUUCAAAACACUCAACUUAUUUGCAUACGGCACAUACAAAGACUACCUGGAAAACAAAUCAGAAUACCUAGAACUAACACCAGUGCAGUGCAAGAAGCUGCAGCACUUGACCAUAGCAACACUGGCCACACAGGAGAAAUGUAUCCCAUAUAGUGUGCUACUUAAAGAAUUAGAUAUCAAGAAUGUUAGAGAUUUAGAGGAUCUAAUCAUUGAAGCUAUUUAUGCAGAUAUAAUCCAUGGCAAGUUAGACCAAGAGUGCAAACGUGUAGAAGUAGAUGUAGCUCUCGGUCGAGAUGCUAGACUAGAGGAUGCUGCAGCCAUAGCAGAUGUGUUGGCAGACUGGUGCAAUGCGUGUGAGGCUGUGCUCAACUCAGUGGACAGACACAUCCAGCGUGCCAACCACAGGAAACAGUGUGCCAUUAGACACCAGCAGGCUAUUGAGCAGGAGAUAAUGUACAUAAAGAAGACUCAAAAGACUCAAGGCGAGAGCGAGGAAUCGGCCUCAGGCGCCGGCAGUGAGUCCCACUCGGCGCCCAAGAAGAACUCCAGCAAAGGCAAGGCGCCGCGCGCCGGCAAGUUCUGGCAGAAAACCACUUAACUGUGCUCCUCGUGAUUAUAUUAUUAUAAUAAAUGCUUAGAUACUACCUUCCUGAA